Molecule: messenger RNA, 457 nt
Organism: Stereum hirsutum FP-91666 SS1
Lineage: Eukaryota; Fungi; Basidiomycota; Agaricomycetes; Russulales; Stereaceae
Exons: 4
Source: RefSeq, a predicted model, not a curated record
UCUACACCUUUGACAAGGAUACCGAGGCAACCUCCAGAAUUCGAGGAUGACUGGUCAAUGAAUACCAUCGAUCGCAGAACGUUGUCCGCGCCUUCGUCUUCCCCGCCUUGUCGAUCGAGUUUCGCACUGCCGAACAUAUUCGAAUCCGACCUCGAACUCGAAAUCGUCGACUCGGACACCAAACAUUGCCGCUCAUGCAGCCCCGCUAACGACGACUGCGAAGAAUGUUCAUUAUCAUGGGCUCCCAUGACCCUAGCACGGAUCAGGAACAGUCGGCGACACAAUAGCUCGAGUGCGAAGAGCGCUAGGUUUGUCACCAUGGAACAGGGAGGAGGUAAAGCGAAUAGGAGGGCGGUAGAUGGAGAGACGAGAAGCCCGGGAGGUAGGAGUGUGGCACAGAUGUUGCGGUGGUUAGAUUUGAGAUGCUUCCAGCCACGGUGUCGUACUAGGUCGGCUC